AUGUGUUCUGCACCGUACGGGCGGAAAAAGCGCCCAAGAUCCGCAGGGAUCAUUUUUCCCAUCAGUAAGGUGGCGCAGACGGAGCCGGAGCGCCGGGAGAGCACCGAGGGGGCCGUGGACGGCAGCAGGAUGACUGUCCAGGAAUUCAACACCCUGGUGGCGCUGUACCGGGAGCAGGUCAUAUCCGUCGGGGAGAUCUCCGCCGACUGUCCGUCUCUGCGGGCGCAGAUGCACCACACACGCUCCAAAGGCUGCUCCAUGGCCCGGGCCGCUCACCAGGACCUCGCCGUCAUCUCUGUGUCAGGUCCAGAGGACGGAGAGAUCCACCCUGAGAUCUGUCGACUCUUCAUCCAGCUGCAGUGCUGCCUGGAGAUGUUCAUAACAGAGAUGCUCAAAUCCAUGUGCCUGCUGGGGGUGCUGCAGCUGCACAGAAAAGGACCUGAAGGAACGGACUCGGAGCCGAAGGUGGACUUCAGGAUGGAUGAAAGCUCAGACGUUGCCAUCCUGGAAGACCGGUCAUCCUCCCCCAUCGACUUUCUACAGGAGCAGUGGCUGGUGGGAACCGAUAUUGAAAAUAUAGAGAGAGAUAUGAGAGAGAUGAGGAACCUACUCAGCAAACUCAGGGACACGAUGCCAUUGCCACUGAAAAACCAAGAUGACAGCAGCUUGUUGAACCUGACUCCACACCCACUGAUCAGACAGAGGAAGAGACGCUUCCCUGGACUCUGCUGCAUGGUGUCCGGCUGAGAGGCAGCGCUCGACACGCACGGGGGAGAACUUCUAUUUUAUCAAAUUUUGUGAUGUACGUUAAAUAAGAGAUUCACGGAUCGUAUUUUCAUUUCAUUUUUGUGUUUUUUUCCAUAUUAUCUGAAAUUGUAAUCCUGUAGAAGCUUCGCUGAGUAGAUCCCGUUUGUCUUUCUCAUCCUGACUUUUGCUUCCUUUGCCGGUCGGUUCUUGAGUUCUGCCACUCAGCUCCUUCAGGUUCAGCCUUUGGUUGUGUAAACGCUCGGCUUCUAUCGAGCUUGACUUAUUUCAGAUGUAUUUAGCACAUACGCAAUGGCAGCGUGGAGAAGUGAAGCCAGCAGUCAGUUCAGUGUCCAAUAAAAUACUAAAAUAAAGCAAAAGUAUAGUGCAGGUCUUAAGUUUGUCCGUACCAUUCAGGUUCUGCUGGUGAGACCUUGAAGACAGGCACA
Messenger RNA from Chelmon rostratus (copperband butterflyfish), 1193 nucleotides. Its product is annotated as regulator of G-protein signaling 7-binding protein B-like. Gene Ontology annotation, biological process: G protein-coupled receptor signaling pathway. The record is from RefSeq and is a predicted model, not a curated record. The transcript has 6 exons. NCBI's taxonomy places the organism in Eukaryota, Metazoa, Chordata, Actinopteri, Chaetodontiformes, Chaetodontidae. Bases 1 to 747 code for a protein of 248 amino acids. Gene Ontology annotation, cellular component: neuron projection; postsynapse; nucleus.